GUUCCACCUGCCCAGCCGAACAAAAGCCUGUUGUCGGAGUGGUUCCACCUGAAACUGUCAUGGAGGCCAGCUGAAGAGACCUUACCUGUGUCACACCUGCAGAUGAACAGAAACAGGAGUCAGAACAAUAAUGCUGCAGCAGCUUCUUCAUGUCGUAGACAAAUACAUCCAGGCCAAUCAUCAGGCAGGUGUGGAGCCCUUCACUGACGACCGUCCUAGUUUUCUCUGGAUAUUAGCGCGCUGUAGGCAGGACCCUAGAGCAGUGGCUACAGGAGGCUUCGUGUUGGGGUGGAACGAGUGUGUAACGGUGGGCCUGCAGGCUCCACACUGGUGCUAAGACACAAUGAAGAGGUUCAGAAGACACGCCCAUGAGUCCCAAAGGGAACGCCUCAAACAGGAGCUAUUCCACUUCAACAAGACGGUGGAGCAUGGAUUCCCCCACCAGCCCAGUGCUCUGGGCUACAGUCCGUCUCUGCAGCUGCUGGCCAUAGGAACCCGCUCCGGAGCCAUCAAACUGUAUGGAGCUCCAGGUGUGGAGUUCAUGGGUCUACACGAUGAGAACGCUGCUGUCACACAGGUGCACUUCAUGCCCCAUCAGGUCGAGUUGGUGACUCUGCUGGAUGACAACAGUUUGCACAUGUGGACUUUAAGAGGACACAAGGGAAUUUCAGAGCUUCUGGAGAUCGGACGCUUCAUGCUGACGGGCCCACCAGGUGCCCCCCCAAGUGUGACCAGCGUGACAGCGGUGCUGGCCCACUCCUCGGGGGAGUUGCUGCUGUUGGGGACAGAAGGAGGACACGUGUUUGUGGUUGAAGUCCCAGGAUUCAGAGAGCUGGAAGAGAGGAAUAUCAGCCUGGACCAAAUCACCAACAGCAUCCCAGACGAUUACCUCGGCCGUAGGAAUCUGGAGCACGUAGAGGCCCUGGUGGAGAACCCCAUCAACCCCAGUCAGGUCGUUAUUGGCUAUGGGCGGGGUCUGAUGGUCAUCUGGGACCUGGAGAAGAAGAAUGCUGUUCAGCACCUCCCAGCUACACAGCAGCUGGAGAGCAUGUGGUGGACCGAGGAUGGUAGCCACAUCCUCAGUUCUCACAGCGAUGGGAGCUACUGUCGCUGGAGAGUGGGAGGCCCUGAGGAGGAGGAGGAGGAGGAGGAGAAAUCAGACAUUCCUUAUGGACAUUUCCCCUGCAAGGCCAUCUCUAAAAUCGUUCAGCUCCCCACAGAAGAAGGGCCUCCCUUCCUGCUGUUCAACGGUGGCAUGCCCAGAGCCAGUUAUGGAGACCGACACUGCAUCACGGUCAUUCAUGGGAAGACACACGUGGCCCUGGACUUCACCUCCAGAAUCAUCGACUUUUUCGUCAUCAGAAGUGGACCGCAGCACACAGGAGAUCCCAGUGCGUUGGUGGUCCUGGUGGAAGAGGAGGUGGUUGUUAUUGACCUGCAGACAGAAGGCUGGCCUGUUAUUCAGACUCCUUACCUGGUGCCCCUCCACAGCUCAGCCAUCACCUGCUCCCACCAUGUCUCUGCCAUCCCCCUUAAACUGUGGGAGAGGAUCAUCACUUCUGGAGAGCUGCAGAAUGCACACUACUCUAAAAAGCCUUGGCCAAUAAUGGGAGGCCAGAACUUGGCCCCUGACCCUCCACAGAGAGACCUUCUGCUCACAGGACACGAGGACGGAACCGUCCGUUUCUGGGACGCAUCAGGAGUGUGCCUGAAGCCCAUGUACACACUGCGCACUGCUACAGCCUUCCACACUGAUGCUGAUCCCAACGACAACAUGAACCCAAGUGCUGAGGGGGAGUGGCCGCCGUUCAGGAAGGUUGGAUGUUUCGACCCUUACAGUGACGACCCAAGGCUGGGCAUUCAGAAGAUCCAUCUGUGUAAAUACAGUGGCCACCUGGCUGUAGCAGGAACCGCUGGACAGAUCCUGAUGCUGGAGCCGAACGACGAGGCAGCAGAGCACACGGUGGAGACUAAGGUCGUAGACCUGCUGCAGGGCCAAGAAGGAUUUCGCUGGAAGGGCCACACUCGGCUGAAUGUCCGGGAGGAUCCAGUGGAGUUCCCUGCAGGCUUCCAGCCCUUCACCUUGGUCCAGUGCCAGCCCCCUGCUGUGGUCACAGCUCUCAGUCUGCACUCGGAGUGGAAGCUGGUGGCCUUUGGGACCAGCCACGGCUUUGGCCUGUUUGAUUACCAACAGAACAACAACGUCUUUGUCAGGUGCACCCUAAACCCGAGUGACCAGCUGGCACUCGAAGGUCCUCUGUCCAGAGUGAAGAGCAUCAAGAAGUCUCUCCGACAGUCCUUCAGGAGAAUCAGACGUAGCCGCGUUUCUCUGAGGAAACAUCACGCCAAUAACGCUGCUAAGAUCCAGGAGGCCAACGCUCGUAUGGAGGCUGAACUUGCCGAGAUGGAGCUGGCCCCCGUGCAGAGAAAGAUCGAGGCCCGCUCCUCGGACGAUUCCUUCACUGGCCUUGUGCGGACGCUCUACUUUGCCGACACCUUCCUCUCUGACAGCACACACCACACACCCUCCCUGUGGGCGGGCACUAAUGGAGGCUGUGUGUUUGCAUAUAUGAUCCGCCUUCCUGCUAUAGAGCACAGAGCAGAUGAGCCUGUCACCGCUCAGCCAGCCAAGGAGAUCCAGCUGAUGCACCGCGCUCCUGUUCUCGGUAUCGUGGUUCUGGAUGGGCACGGCGCGCCGCUCCCCGAGCCUUUGGAGGUGGCUCAUGACCUGGCCCGCUCACCUGACAUGCAGGCGUCCCAUCAUGUGGUGGUCACGUCUGAGGAGCAGUUUAAGGUGUUCACGCUGCCUAAGGUGAGCUCUAAGAUGAAGCUGAAGCUAACGGCCGUGGACGGCUCCAGAGUGCGGCGAGUGGGCGUGGCCUGGUUUGGCAGCAGCCGUACGGAGGACUACGGUGAGAGUGGCCUGGUGGUUCUCACCAAUCAGGGCGACGUGCACGUGGUGUCACUGCCUCAUGUUAAAAUGCAGGUUCAUUACCCGUGCAUUCGGCGGGAGGACGUGAGCGGCAUCGCCUCCUGCGUUUUCACCAGACAGGGCCAGGGCUUCUACCUGAUCUCUCCGUCUGAGUUUGAACGCUUCUCUCUGUCCACUCGUUUCCUGGUGGAGCCUCACUGUCUGGUGGAGCCUCCUUUUCAUUCAGCCCCGUUGAGCCAACACCAACCAGAACCUGAUGGAGCUCACAGAAUCCCCCAGGAUGGCGAGGAAGCAGAAAGUACAGCUAGAAGCAUCAUGGAGCACGCUUUGCUGAAUGACGAGAAGGUUCUUCAGGAGAUCCAGAAGUCACUGGAGGGCGACCAGACGUCGUUCCUGGAGAACAGCAUGAAGAGCGCCGUAGCCUGAGCUGUAGCAGCAGACCAGGAAUCAGACUCCACCACCUGCAUGAAGUGUCCCCGCUAACCACUACUGACCCUCUAUAGCCCCGCCCUUUCUAGAUGGACACCAAACACUGGAAGCUCUCUGAAGUCUUCCUGGUGAAGGAGGAAAACGCCACCUGUGCCUAUGAACCUCUGCACUGGGUCCGUUUGACCCACCCUUCCUCACCUGCAGCCUGAAACCCUGCCUUGCCUUCAGGCAGCUGGACAGAUGUGGACAUAGAAUGGAAUGGUGAUUUAACACCGACAACCUUAAUCUGAGCUAGAUGAGAACAUUUGAAGAAAGUUCACUCUCUUGAUUUUACUCUUUUAAACUUUAGACUUUUGAGAUCAGUUUAUAAUUUAAUGAUUUUUCUACAUGAAUGAACCUUUUGGAUGAAAAAGUCUUUAAAUGUGAGAAACGUGGCCAAGAAGCUCUGCUCCAAGGUAACUCAGGGUUCCACACAUCCAGACUUUUUAGCAGAGAUCAGAUCCUGAUGGAGAGGCUCCGCCCAUGCCCGCCUGACCACAACAAAGUGUACCUUCUCUAGUUGGUCCCUGAUGGGUGAUACUUAGGAAUGUAGAUAAGCUGAUUGUAUUAUACCUGCUGUAGACCAGGUGUGGCUGUGGGCGGAGCUAUUACACUACCACGUGAGUCGGUACUGUAUGCUGGGGGUUUUAGCGUCAGCCUAGAACAUAUUUUUGUAGCGACCUGAUCAAGAACCCGAAUGUUUUGUGGAAUUGUAAGUACUUUGACACUACAGUUGUAUUUGCAGACAAUAACAUGUUUUUCUUAAGAACAAA
This is a messenger RNA of Nothobranchius furzeri (turquoise killifish), 4173 nucleotides long. It is a transcript of the gene llgl2, whose product is annotated as LLGL scribble cell polarity complex component 2. Gene Ontology annotation, molecular function: myosin II binding; GTPase activator activity. Gene Ontology annotation, biological process: cortical actin cytoskeleton organization; regulation of establishment or maintenance of cell polarity; regulation of protein secretion. The record is from RefSeq and is a predicted model, not a curated record. Gene Ontology annotation, cellular component: plasma membrane; cortical actin cytoskeleton; cytoplasm. Lineage: Eukaryota; Metazoa; Chordata; Actinopteri; Cyprinodontiformes; Nothobranchiidae.